AUGGGGAAAGAAUCACCAGCGAUAACAACUGCAGUCAACGACAAGACCGGGGACGAGGACCCCGCCCUCCGCAUCCAGAGCGUUGCCGAAGACUUGGGCCUCGAUGUUGGCCACAUCAAGGAGAUCAAGGGGGUGGAUGGCGCCUACAACUACGCCAGCUCCACCGCCGUGGAGAUUGACGAGAAGACGAACAAGCACCUGCUCCGGAAGAUUGACUGGCAUGUCUUGCCGUGGCUGUGCGGGCUCUACGUGUUGCAGUACCUGGACAAGGGAGUCCUCUCUUAUUCUGGUGUCAUGGGUCUGCAGAAGGAGACAAACCUGACCUCCAACCAGUACACAUGGCUCGGUUCUAUAUAUUACGCUGGUUACAUCGUCUUCGCUCCCGUCCACAACCGCAUGUUCCAGGUCUUCCCACCGUCAAAGUAUAUUGCGUGCUGUGUCAUUGCAUGGGGUGUCGUUCUAACGUGCAUGGCCGCUUGCCAUAACUUUGCCGGCCUCAUGGUCCAACGAACGUUUCUUGGCGCUCUUGAGGCCUCCAUCAACUGCGGCUUCUCCCUAAUAACGGCGGCGUGGUAUCGAAAGUACGAGCACGGCAGCAGGACCGGUAUCUGGUCUGGCUGUACCGGUGUUGCCACCAUGAUUGGCGGAUUGAUUGCCUUUGGAUGUGUGGACGGAGAGAUCAGGCAUCCUAACGCCAACUUCUCAAGCUGGAAGAUCCUAGCUGUCAUCACCGGCGUUGUCUCGGUCAUCUAUGGAGUCUGCAUGUACAUGUUCAUGGCCACCAGCGUCGUAACGGCAAAGUUCUUCACCGAGGAGGAGCGAACUUUGGCCGUGGAGCGGCUGCGAGAGAACCAUCAGGGUGUUGGCUCGACACAGUACAAGCGCUACCAAGCCGUCGAGGCAUUUACAGACUACAGGACAUGGAUGUACGUCUUCUUUGUCCUCUCGUCUCAGAUCCCAGCCGCCGGCCUCGUACUCCUCCAGUCCAUCAUCAUCAAGUCCCUCGGCUUCACUGUCAAGGAGACGCUCCUCCUCAACAUCCCGCAGGGCGCCAUCAGCGUCAUCUGCAACAUGGGAUUUGGGAUGCUCGCCGACGUGACACAUCAGCGCAGCGGCGCCGCCAUCCUGGCCGGCCUCUUCUCCCUCUUUGGGGCCGGCCUGUUCAUCGGCCUGGGUGAUCACGGCCACUUUUACCGCAAGUACGGCCAGCUGGUCGCCUACUUUUUCAUGAGCGGAAGCUGCUCUACGAGCUGGUUCAUUGUCAUUUCCAUGCUGUCGAGCAAUGUGCUGGGCACGACCAAGAAGACGACGCUCAAUUCCAUCGUCUUCCUCAUCCUCGGCGUCGCGUAUCUUGUCGGGCCUCAGACUUUCCGCGAUCCACCCUUCUACCAGCAUGCCAAGAUCAGUCUGCUCGUCCUCUGGGUCGUCAGCGUGCUCAUCCUGUGCGGCUUCUUUGUGCUCAACACUUGGGAGAACAAGCGACGGCAGAGGAUGCUCGAGCGCGGCGAGAUCUCCGACGGCCAUGGUACAAACGUCGAGUUUUUGGACUUGACGGACAAGGAGAAUAAGCUAUUUCGGUAUGUUAUCUAG
Messenger RNA from Cladophialophora psammophila CBS 110553, 1590 nucleotides. RefSeq lists its product as uncharacterized. The transcript has 3 exons. Lineage: Eukaryota; Fungi; Ascomycota; Eurotiomycetes; Chaetothyriales; Herpotrichiellaceae. Gene Ontology annotation, molecular function: allantoate transmembrane transporter activity; dipeptide transmembrane transporter activity. Gene Ontology annotation, cellular component: plasma membrane. The coding region runs from base 1 to 1590 and encodes 529 amino acids. The record is from RefSeq and is a predicted model, not a curated record. Gene Ontology annotation, biological process: allantoate transport; transmembrane transport; dipeptide transport.